AUGUCAAGUAAAAAGAAACAAGAGACUCGUUUUAGUCUUGAUUCGCCUGUUAUGAGAGUUAUUAAAGAGCCAAUCUCAGUUUCAAGUCGAACUAGACCUCAAGCAGAGAAACCAGUAGUAAAACCAGAAAAACCUCCACCUAUUAUUCGGAAUUUUUUACCAUAUAUACCACCAGAUGUACUUAUGUUUGCUUUGUUCAGUGCUAUUCAACGUAAAGCAUGGCCACGAGCAAGAAAACUAUGUUAUGAACUUAUGUUAUGUGAUCCAUUAAUAAAAACUUAUCGUGAUCUUUAUUAUCGAAUUGAUCAUAUUAUCAAACUUAUUGAUCAACGUAUUCGUCCAAAACAUAUGGCUAGUAAAGCAGCUACUAUUGCAAGUAGACCAGCAAGUGGAAGUAGUAGCAGUAGUAGUGACCAUGGAAAAUAA
Messenger RNA from Rotaria socialis, 426 nucleotides. The record is from the annotation of a GenBank genome assembly. NCBI's taxonomy places the organism in Eukaryota, Metazoa, Rotifera, Eurotatoria, Philodinida, Philodinidae.